CUUCUCUUAGAAAUUUGCGUUGUCAUCAAUUGUUAUUGUUGCACACUUUGCACGACCAGCCAAUUAUACUGCUGUGCACAUAAGGAAGCAAUAUAAAAAUAUAGAAGGCUCCUGGUAUUGUGUGAUUUUAUUUCUUAUUGUUGUUUUGUAGUUCAUAUAGUUUUCUUUUUUUUUUUUCUAGUGGGAGUGAGUGGCUUGGUGGUUAAAGAAUGUGCCGAAAUGCAGCGAUCACAUUUCGUUGUGUGCAGAAAUACAAAAACAAUAGAUUCUUGCAAAAGCAUUCAUGAUUUUUUUUUUUUUGCCACUUCAAGAUUUGCUGCUGUGAAGUGACAGAUUGACAGACAGAGUGAAAUGGUCCAUUUCGUGGUCGGUCCUGGGACUCAACUGCCACGAGGGAGGGAUUGCUGUAUAAACACACUUACGAGUCUGUGGUCCAGAACCCUGCCGCACGCCCGCAGAGGUCCGUCUGUCCUCGUGCAAACAGCAUCUCCAGGAGCCCAAAGAUUCAGCCGUGGGGACCAAAACCACAUGUGUUGGAAUCAUUCUGCACCUGUUGCUGCUUAAACACAACCUUCCUACUCAAUGUUCUCCUCCAGCUUUGGGACUUCCACUUCUUCAGGCGAGUCACGCACGCCGCAACUGAGUAGUGCGAGCGCGAGUCGUUAGUGCAUGGAAGUGGGUGUGUUAGAAGAGAAAGAGAGAGAGAGAGCAACAGACUGAGACCCUAACACAGAGCAUGCCUCUGCGUCCGGCAGCAGGCAAACAUGAGCCACCGAGCCCUCCACGGCAGGACCAGCCGCAGCAGCAGCAGCAGCAGCAGCAGCAGCAGCAGCACACACACACACACUCGCACACAAACCCAGCCAACGGCAGCCAGAGGGGCAGUACUGACAACGGCAGCUCCCGGGAAGAGGACAGCAUUCUCUUUCCUGUUGGUGCUCCAGAUCUGUGUUCUGGUGCACACAGUGCAGGAGCACCCAUGGAGGAACCCACAGGCAACACUGUGGUCAUCCGCAUUGGCAUCCCUGACGUACAACAGACGAAAUGUUUAAAAUUCAACGUGGAUGCACCUAUAUGGCUGUCCAAACAGCAGAUCUUGUGUAGUCUCAACCAGAGCCUGAAGGAUGUACUCAACUAUGGCUUGUUCCAGCCAGCUUACAAUGGCAGGGCUGGCAAAUUUCUGGACGAGGAGAGACAGCUGAGGGAAUACCCCUUCCCCACCGUUGUUCCAGUACCUUAUCUGGAGUUCCGCUAUAAAAGACGUGUUUACACACAGACUUACCUUGAUGAGAAGCAACUCUCAAAGCUUCAUACCAAGGUAGGCUCAAAAAGCUUUGCUGUCUGAUGUCUUCUGUCAUGUAGUAUUGUAGAUAUAGUGUUUUAUGAUGAAAUUACUGCAUAGAGAAGUCAGUGGAGGUCAUUUGUCCAGGGACUUGAUUUCUGUUUAUUUGUCUGAUGAUACAGUGUUACAACGUAGAUACACACAAGGAAAACCCUACUUACUGAUCUUUAGCUGAUCGUGUCUUGUUGUAUUUCUUACAUUGUCGGUUAGCUUUAGUGCAAAAAAAAGGAUCCCUGAUAGAAGCAAUGUUGUUUGAUUCCUACAGCCUUUUACGACGACCGCACUCUUGACUCUCCAACCACAGUUGGUGAAAAUGCUAGUGUUGUGAUAUCACAGCUGGCUGUCUCCAGUCUCAAAGACUCCAGAUGUGAUUGGUUGAGGUGACCCCCAAGCCUAAGUCACACUCUUUUGAUGUGUUUACUUGAUUAUGACGUUUCCACUGUGUUAGCCUUGGAUGAUUGACAUAGGUACUGAUACACAGUAUGUGAGUUGCAACUUACAGCGAACAUUUAGUGACGUAGCUCUGUAGAAACAGAACUCCAGUGUACGUGGAGAACCUACUGUCCAUGCUAGGAUUUUACAGUCGUAAAAAAAUCACAGGAAAUACUUUGCCCUGAAUUUACCACUUUUUCUUUGCUGUCCUUUUCUUAUGCAUGACAGACACAUUUUGUGUUAAUGAAACCAUUACUCCAUAUUACAGUUAACUGCCUAU
Molecule: messenger RNA, 2054 nt
Organism: Cynoglossus semilaevis (tongue sole)
Lineage: Eukaryota; Metazoa; Chordata; Actinopteri; Pleuronectiformes; Cynoglossidae
Product: SH3 and multiple ankyrin repeat domains protein 3-like
Exons: 6
Coding region: 737-1345 (202 amino acids)
Cellular component (GO): dendritic spine; postsynaptic density; postsynaptic membrane
Molecular function (GO): ionotropic glutamate receptor binding; synaptic receptor adaptor activity
Source: RefSeq, a predicted model, not a curated record